Molecule: messenger RNA, 1983 nt
Organism: Bursaphelenchus xylophilus (pine wood nematode)
Lineage: Eukaryota; Metazoa; Nematoda; Chromadorea; Rhabditida; Aphelenchoididae
Source: the annotation of a GenBank genome assembly
AUGGAUGAUCAUGCGUCUACUUUGAGGUGGAUGUGUGUCUUUCUCUCGAUGAGCGGCAUACUGUGUCAAGGGUAUGGCACAGGAAGUUCAGGUGGAUCAAAUCCGUUCAAGACCCGAGCUGAUUUUGAAGCCGAGAUGGGAGGGCCUGGAAUGAGUCCAGUUUUGCCCCCAGGGGAAGAUCAAUACUUCCCGCCGCCAGACAUCCCGAAACCAGACGAGAAGCUGGACGGAUCAUCCAAGUAAGGGUUAUCUAUUUUGUCAACUCUUAUUGUAGAUCGACGGAAGAAGAGGAGGAAGAAAAGCCAAAGAAACGGCCCGAUUGUCCCGUUGUUGGCUUCUCUGGGGAAUCUCAGCUCAACACUCCAGAUGUCAAAUUCAAGAUCAGGAACCUUGGAUCAGAUGCGAAGAUUCCUGGCUUCGGAAAUCUGGCCUACCCAGGUCGCGUUUUGGAGAAAAGCCGUAAGUUUUACAAAGCAAUAUCCUGACUUAAUCCAUUACUUUGAAGCGAAAUGGGAACCCGGGGAUGAAGUCAUUAGUUUUAAAGAAGAUCAGUUUGUCGAAGGGGGAUUCCACACCUCGUAUGCUUACAACCCGGAUUGCGAGCCUGUUGAAGGUUCUAAUGUUGUGUCUGCUCAUGCCAAGAAUACGGAUAUCGAGCCAGAACCAUACGAACCCGCUGUAGAAGCGGUUACCGAAGCCUCCACUUCGCCCGCUGAGACCGCUGCGCCUUAUGCAGAGACCCCAGCUCCAUUCAAACCAGCCGAGACACCCGCUCCCUAUGUGCCACCAGCUGAAACCCCGGCACCUUACGUUCCAGAACCGGAGACGGAGCUACCCUAUGUACCAGAACAGAAGACCGCAGCUCCAUACAUUCAUCCUGAAACUGAGUCCCCUUACGGACCACCGGAAGAGACUCCAGCUUCUUAUAUUCCCCCAGAAGAGACCCCACCUCCCUACGUGCCUCCACAGACGGAGGCUCCGUACAUUCCCCCUGCCCGGACUCCAGCCCCAUACGUACCAGCUGAAACGUCCGCACCGUAUGUGCCCCCAGAGACCCUUGCCCCUCCACCAGAAACUCCGAUUCCACCAGCCACGACUGCUGCUCCAUAUGUACCACUCCAAACACAAGCACCUUAUGUGCCUCCGGAAACACCCUCUCCUUCACAACGAACCCCAUCGCCAUAUGCUCCCGUCUCCUCCGGCGGUUCCUAUGGGAUCGAGAACGAAGUUGACAUCCCUGACGAGACCACCCUGGCACCUGCCCCAACUUCGACCUCUGCGCCAGCCAAUAAUGGCAAAACCGACACUGGAGACAACUAUGGCCAGUCGGUGAAGCCGUCGGAUCUUAUUGAUGUAAGUGGUAGCCAUGACCCUUAAAUUAUUUUUUAAAGGAAAAUGAGGACGGAGUUGAGUAUGUUGAUGAAUUGACACCGCCCCCACCUCCUCCUCCCCCAGCCCCCCGGUCACAACCUAUUCCUGUUCCCAGAGCUCUUCCAAGCCCAUCUUCUUCGUCGUCCUCGUAUGUUGCACCUCCCUCUCCGAUUCAAGUCCCGGCCGCUUAUCGGCCAUCGUUGCCAUCGUAUGUGCAACCGCACCCGCCAGUUUCUUUCCCACAGCCUAUUGGAGGACAACCCUUUGGCAGUUUCCAGCAGCCAUUCAGUCCCGUUUCUUAUCCUCAACCUCCACUCCAGCCAGCCGGAUGCUGCGGAGGCAGUUGGUUUAGCAGUCAAGGAUCUUUGUGCGCUCCCGUCAAUUAUAAUUCAUGCGCUCCAGCACCGGUGCAACCGUCUUGUCAGCCAGGAUGCCAAUCAACACUAUCAUGCUGUAAGUAUUGAUUUUUUUAUUUUGAAUGGCGUUGAUAUCCAAUUACACCAUUAUAGCCCCUGGAUGCGCCCCUAUACCACAGCCAGCUUGUUCAUCGCCCUGUUCCAGCCCAUGCCCACCUCCUUGCCCCCCUCCAUGCAUCCCUCCACCCACAAAUAA